CUGAGAUCUUUGUCACAAACUGUCGGAUUUCCUGCAGAAAGAUGGAGACGCUGCUCGCUCUGUGGAUCGCUCUCACCGUCACCGCCUCAGUAUUCUCCACUACAACUCCUGAUGCCAUGACAACCAGGAGAGAACCCAGUCCAACCAGUGACCACGCAACAACACCUGGAAACAACACCAGUCCAACCAGUGACCACGCAACAACACCUGGAAACAACACCAGUCCAACCAGUGACCAUGCAACAACACCUGGAAACAACACCAGUCCAACCAGUGACCACGCAACAACACCUGGAAACAACACCAGUCCAACCAGUGACCACGCAACAACACCUGGAAACAACACCAGUCCAACCAGUGAGCACGCAACAACACCUGGAAACAACACCAGUCCAACCAGUGACCACGCAACAACACCUGGAAACAACACCAGUCCAACCAGUACCACUGCUGAUCACAUGUCAGCUUCACCUGAACCCAACGUGACCACCAGCAGCUCUCCAAAUAGCAGUGAGCACCACACGACCAACCACUCUCUUGUAACCACGGCGACAAACACAGCACACACUGUGCCAGUUUCCCCCGGCAACAACACUCACACCAACUCUACAUCACCCACUACAACGACGUCCAAUGAUACCAUGGCAACAAGAACUGUUUCCCCAAAUAAAACAGGGUCAUCACAGAGUGUGGCCCCGCCCCUGGCCAGCGGCAGCGGCGUUCCUGGGUGGGGCAUCGCUCUGCUGGUCCUGGCAGCUCUGGUUCUGCUGCUGCUGAUCCUGCUGCUGAUCGGACUGCUGGUUUGGUGCUGCUGCUACAGAGGGCGCUACAAAGACUUCAGUCCCUAUGACCAUCUGACCCACAGAGACGACAUCCCACUGUACACCACUCACAGCCGCUUUGAAGGGCCCAAUGGGAGGCCAUACGAGGAACUCGAUAAGCCGAUGAAGAACCGGACGGGGAUUUACACGGUCAACCAAUAAAAACGCUCCACGACUCGAGCGAGGAAGACACAACGCGACGACAUCACUUCAAACUUUGUUACAUAAAAAGUUGUUUUAUUUUGAUUUUGUUGUUUUAUAAA
This is a messenger RNA of Larimichthys crocea (large yellow croaker), 1084 nucleotides long. Its product is annotated as mucin-1. The record is from RefSeq and is a predicted model, not a curated record. The transcript has 4 exons. Bases 42 to 983 code for a protein of 313 amino acids. NCBI's taxonomy places the organism in Eukaryota, Metazoa, Chordata, Actinopteri, Sciaenidae.